AUGACAUACCUAGGUCUCUCCUUUGAUAAUAAACUUUCAUGGACUCCUCAUCUUAAAAUUCUCAGGCAGCGCAUUGGCAAUCUCACUAACAGUAUGAAACAUACUGCAGGUAUGAAAUGGGGCAUACCGGCAAAUCUCCUGAAAUCUUGGUAUAAAACCAUUUCAGAACACAUUAUUUUGUACGGAGCCUCCAUCUGGGGCCAGAACGUCACUUCUACUAUGAUGAAACCUUUGCUUUCCAUACAAAGAAGUCAACUUCUGGUCAUCUCUCGGGCCUAUCGGACUUCUCCAACAUCUGCUCUACAAGCCUUUACGGGUCUUCCCCCUCUUGAUCUUGUAGUCGAGAGGGAAACCGCAGUGAUAAAAGCUACAAGGCUUAAUAAAAAUACAUCACUGUGGGGACAAAGCAUAAUCCACACAGACUAUGAAAAAUACAAAUCUCGUUAUCUUUGUCACCCAGCACAAUUUGACCUAAUGGACACCAUCCAUAUAAACUCAGAUUCUCCGGCGCAAAAUGACCAUGCAUUAUACACUGAUGUAUCUAAGACAAAGGCUGGCACAGGAUGUGGAUUCUGCGAAUUGGAUAAAGGCAGCAUCAUCUUCUCCUGGAAGCGAAGACUGAACGAAAGUAAUUCAGUGUUUCAGGCAGAACUCAUAGCCUUACACGCAACAAUCAUCCACAGUCGUAGGAAUGGUCUUAAUCAAGUUCAUAUUUAUACGGACUCCGCCUCAAGCCUCCAAGCACUUUCAAGCAUGCACAGCAGAAGCCCUCUGGUUAACAAAAUACAGAGAACUCUCCUUAGUAUUCCUAUACCUUUUCGUCCUGUACUCUGUUGGGUGCCAGCGCACUGGGAAUACUAG
This is a messenger RNA of Stegodyphus dumicola, 861 nucleotides long. RefSeq lists its product as uncharacterized. The record is from RefSeq and is a predicted model, not a curated record. NCBI's taxonomy places the organism in Eukaryota, Metazoa, Arthropoda, Arachnida, Araneae, Eresidae.